This is a messenger RNA of Cuculus canorus (common cuckoo), 2855 nucleotides long. It is a transcript of the gene DRC11, whose product is annotated as IQ motif containing with AAA domain 1. Gene Ontology annotation, molecular function: ATP hydrolysis activity; ATP binding; protein binding. The record is from RefSeq and is a predicted model, not a curated record. Bases 81 to 2528 code for a protein of 815 amino acids. The transcript has 19 exons. Lineage: Eukaryota; Metazoa; Chordata; Aves; Cuculiformes; Cuculidae.
GCCGGAGCAGAGCGGGAACAGAGCCGGGGCAGAGCCGGGCCUGGUCCUGAGGGCAGAGGAGCGGCCCCGAGCGGCCCAGCAUGGCCCAGGCCACUUACAAUAAGAUGUGGAGAGAUGCCCAGAAAGACCUUGACAUCCAGCUCCAGAGAGAAAAAGAAGAGUGCCUCCAGCCAGAGAAGGAUCGCGUGGAAGUAUUCAAUAUGUUAGCCACUUCCUACAUCAAAUACACGCAAAUCUUGCGAAAAUUGGAGACGGCCCAUGACCAACUCAUUCACCAGCAGAAACGGACACUGAUUCGGCAAGUGCUAGAUGGUGUAAUUGGCCGGAUCCUGGAGAUCAAAAGAGAGAUGGUAGACCUGGAGCACUCAGAGUUUCAUUACUUUCUUAAUAUCCUGGAAGAUCUAAAGCUUCUCCCUGAAGACAUAGAAGUACCUAUCCCAAGGUAUUUCAUUAAAGAAAGACUGGAAAUCCUGCAGCAGAGGGAGAAAAUGCUUGAUGAGAUUUUGGUUAAUGCUGGAUUGCAAACACAGAAACCUGUCAAGGUCAUGACUUUUGAAGAAGCCAUUAAAGUGAUCCAGGUUGCAGAACGGGCUCGGCAAGGCCGCUGUCGAGUGGCAUUCAUGAAGAAAAUUUUCCUUCAACAGAAGAGAGGGCCGACUAAGCUUCAGGACCAGAUGGGUCCAGAUCCAAAUGAUGCUGCCAUUUGCAUUCAAAAGGUUUGGCGUGGAUAUAGCCAGCGCAAGAAAACACAGAAAAUGAGAGAACAGGAAAUGAUAUUUCUGGGGAUGAGCUCACCUCCUCGCUUACAGGCAAGGAGUAUUACAGAGAAGUGUGCUAAACAAAUAAAUGUCCUGCAAGGAAAGGUCCAGGAGAGACAUGAGGAGAUAUUCAACAAAGACAAACUGAGAGAAACAGAGGGGAUCUACAUCCAGGAAACUCUCGAGAACCAGAUCGGCCAAUGUUUCAUCGAGUGCCGGCAUAUCGUAGGCAGGUUUCCUGACUAUCCUACCAAAGAGACAGGCGGUUCAAUGGCUAUUCUCUCUGAGAAAACUCCAGAGCAGGUUGCUGCAGAACUGGCUGCCAAAGAGGAGGUGGAAUUGCAGGAAAAAGCCAAACAAGGGAAAAAAGGAAAAGAAGAAGAGAAAGAAAAAACAAAAGGAAAAAAGCCACAGAAAAAUGUGAAAAAAGAAGAAGAGGAAGGCUGGAAAAUGGCUCCCAGUAAUUUCCUUUCAAUAAUGGAGGAAGGAAACAGGCAAUACAAAGACAUUUGGCAGAACAGAGACGAGAGAUGGGAUUUUCUCCAGGAUCAUGACCCAGAGCUGAUCAAAGAUGAGAAACGGGAAGAAGUGGAGGAAGAGAUCAGAGUGCAGGUCGAUGAAUUGAUGAAAGAGAAAGUGGAGAAUCUGAAACUGGCUGUGGAUGGAGAGAAGAGUGACAAACAGAAAAAAGGAAAAAAAAGCCAAAAGAAAAAGACGACCAUGAGGACCAAGAUAUCCGAGAUAGAAGAAGAUCUAACUCCUGACAGGACCAUCGAUUCUCUGUACAGGGAACUGGUGGAAGAAGGAUUACUAAUAAAAGCCAAGACUGUGAAUCUCUCCGAUUAUAUUGGCGAGUACAACUAUCUGGGGACCUCACUUCGUCAGGGAGGUGUAGAGCCAGUGGCCUCUCUCGCAGAUGUCAGACAGCUAAUAGCGCUAUAUGGAAUAUUGCCAUUAGGUUCCCAAGUAGUCCAUGAGAAAGGUCCUUUGGUGAAAUCCUUGUUACUAGCUGGACCCACUGGAGUUGGAAAGAAAAUGCUAGUCCAUGCCAUCUGCACAGAAACAGGAGCCAACCUCUUCAACUUAUCAGCUUCCAACAUUGCCAGGAAACAUCCAGAAGCGAGUGACCUACAAAUGAUGCUUCAUAUGGUUCUCAAGGUAGCAAAGCAAUUGCAGCCCUCAGUCGUGUGGAUUGGAGAGACAGAACAGAUAUUUUCUAAAGGUGAAAAGGAUGAAGAAGAGAUGAGCGCAAAACGACUGGAAAAGAUCCUCCCCAUGUUUCUCAAGGCUUUGAAAGCACAGGACAGAGUGCUGCUAGUGGGAACCACCAAACAACCCUUCAGUGCCGAUCUUAAACCUUUCUGCAGAGUCUACCAAAAAAUUAUCCUGAUUCCUAAGCCUAACUAUGCUUCAAGAUAUGUGUUAUGGAAACACAUCAUCCUGCAGAAUGGAGGAGAAAUCACCAACUCACUGAACCUCAGUUGCCUAACAAAGGUAUCUGAUGGUUUCACCCAGGGACACAUCGUCCAGGCAGUGCAAGCUGUCCUGACUGAGCUGCGUCUCCUGCAGAUGAGCAGGAGGCCACUGAGAGCUUCAGAGUUCAUCGCUACUCUGGCCAAACAGGACCCCGUGUACAGAGAAGAGGAAGACUCGUUUCAGGCUUGGUACGCCAAGACACCACUGGGUAGAGCACGAAUCAAAGCACUGGCAAACAGCGAGAAAGCAGAAAAAGGAAAAACAAAAGGAAAUAAAGGAAAAAAGGAAAACUAACUUCAAGAAUUUUACAUCUGACAAUACCAGUCACCCCUAUUUCACUGACAAUGGGGAGACAUUCAGAAAGCAGAUACAUUAGCAUAGUGCACCCCAAGUUAUAUCUACUCCAGGAAAGACAUUUCCUUUCUGAAUGAAUUUCAUAAAGUUACGAAAUGGGAUGAGACAUCAAUGUGACAUGUAGCUCUCAGAGGAUAAAGAGUUAACGACCACUGACUUGCUCAAGCAUUAUUUAUUCUAAGAGACUUUAGGGGGCAGAAGGGUUCAUUAUUCAGGACUGUAACAUGCCAUCAACUUUUAGGCUAUACUCAUUUAUUUCUGCAAGUA